AUGUACGUUAGAACGAAGAACACGGAUGGUUCAAGUUUUCAACGAAUAGCAAAGGGGAGUAGUGUUAAGAGGAAACGAUCGUUAAGUGAUAUGGCAAAUAAUCGCGUACUCGGCUCUACGUGUAUUAUCACGGUUUUAAGACAAUAUUCGUUGAACUACAGGGAUACAUCUCAUCGUAAAAGAGUUUACCAAUGCCACAGUAUAGCAAUCAAAAAUAUUUCAUCCCAGGAUUUUACCAGGACGAUUUGUCGAAACAAUGACGAGCCGAAUGGAAAUUGUAUAUCGAUGGCUGAUCAAACGUUGGCCACAUCUACUUCCUUCGUGGAGAACACAAACGCGUACGAGGCCUAUUGCUCUUUGAUCGUGCUUCUAGGUCGAUUUUCC
Heterotrigona itama is the source of this 384-nucleotide messenger RNA. NCBI's taxonomy places the organism in Eukaryota, Metazoa, Arthropoda, Insecta, Hymenoptera, Apidae. The record is from the annotation of a GenBank genome assembly.